AUGAGUCCACCUGACACACUUCCUGUUGACGAAUUCACCGCUGGAGCCGUCAACUCCGACUGGACGGCAGCCACUGCCGCCGCUCCACUGGUCAAUAUUUCAACAGCCAGCUCCUCGUCCACGAUCCAACUCGUCAACAUCCGGCAACACGUGCCGCUCACUUUGGAUCUGCAGCACUCGAACUACAUGCAGUGGAGCACCUUCUUCCUCAUCGUCUUCCGCAAGUUUGGCCUCACCAACCACGUUUCCGUCGACUCCAAAGGACACCACGACGUCGAGGAGCGGGUUCAGAUCGACACCACCAUCAUCUCUUGGGUCUACACGACCAUCUCAGCGAAGAUCCUGGACAUCAUCAUCCAGCCAAACGACACAGCUUAUGCCAUUUGGCACAAAGUGGAGGACCUGUUCCAAGACAACGAGAUGACGCGUCACUACAAUAGAAUCAAUCUUCCGUGUCGUCCCAUCAGCACCGAUUAUGAUAGAACCAGGACUGAUGAAGUAUCAGUACCGAUUCAUAACUUUUCACGCUCAAUCAAUGAUCGAGCUGGGUUGAACCGGCACUAA
Phragmites australis (common reed) is the source of this 564-nucleotide messenger RNA. RefSeq lists its product as uncharacterized. The coding region runs from base 1 to 564 and encodes 187 amino acids. The transcript has a single exon. NCBI's taxonomy places the organism in Eukaryota, Viridiplantae, Streptophyta, Magnoliopsida, Poales, Poaceae. The record is from RefSeq and is a predicted model, not a curated record.